Molecule: messenger RNA, 1912 nt
Organism: Chenopodium quinoa (quinoa)
Lineage: Eukaryota; Viridiplantae; Streptophyta; Magnoliopsida; Caryophyllales; Amaranthaceae
Exons: 1
Coding region: 323-1594 (423 amino acids)
Source: RefSeq, a predicted model, not a curated record
GAGAAAAGUGAAGUACUGGUAUAUCCAGUAUCCACUAAAUAAACCAGAACUCACACCAAUGCAACAGACAACAGAUCUUAUUCGAAUUUCUUUUUCCGACCGUUGGGGGUCCCGUUCUAGACAGGGAGAUAACGGUUAAAAAAACGCCCUAACAUUCAAAAUUAUUUUAAUUCUGAAACAUCCUUCAAUUCAUUAUUAUCUUCCACCACCUGUUCACCCCCUUCAAUAAACUUCUCAAUUAAACUGAACCCAAAUGAAAAUUACUUAGAAAAAUUAAGAAAAAAACCCCAAUCAAAUUUUCAAUUUUUAAUUUUUUCAAUCAAUGGGUUGUGUAUCAUCCAAAUUAUUGAAGAAAAAUCUUAAACAAGAACUCUUGUUUGGGAGUGGAGAUUUGCCAAAUCAUGUUGUUUCCCUUAAAUCUAGCACACUUGGUGUUCUUAAACUUGACCAAAAUCAAAAUUUGAACAAAACCCAUGUUGUUUUUCCCUCUUCUUCUAAUUUCCAAUCAAUUAAGAAGAAAGAGAACACCAAUGAAGGCAAAUCAGAGCAGAAAAAGGAAGAAAUUGGUACUAAAGUUGGAGUCUUUGGGUCAAAAAGAUUGCAAUCACAGGAAGAAUUAGAGGUGAUUAACACUUGGGAAUUAAUGGAAGAUCUUGAAGGUGAAGGUGAAGAUGAAGGACUCGCCUCGAAGCCGGGGUUUCGAGGCGAGAGAAGCCCCUUCAAGCGAUUGGUAACAAGUCAAUCAAGUUCACCAAAAGAGGGUAAUAAUAAAUUAGGAGGUAAAGAAAACAGAGGAAUUGAUAACACUAAAAAACAGCAAUGUUAUACUACAAGAUCAGGUGGGUUGAAAUCAUGGAAAUUUUCAUCGAAUUCGACUAAUAAAAUUCGAAAGGCUAGUUCAAUGGACAGUCCAAGGAGGAGUAAUUCAGGGGUUUCAUCAUCGAGGAGGAAAAGCUUAAGCCCGUUGUUCGAUCCAGAGUUAAUUGAUUCACUUGAGAAGGAGUUGUCAAUGGAAAAAGAAGAGCAAAUUAAAGAAAUGGUAUGUUCUAAAGAAGUUAAAUCAGUUUCAAAGAGUAAGUACUUUUCGAGGAAUAACCAUAACUCUUCUUCGACUUUAUUCGAGGGAUAUCCGGAGAAAUGCCCACCUGGAGGCGAGGAUUGCGUGGUCAUAUAUACAACAACACUGAGAGGGAUCAGGAAGACGUUUGAGGAUUGCAAUGUGGUAAGAUCAGUAGUGGAAUCGUACAACAUUCGAGUGAUAGAAAGGGAUGUUUCGAUGGAUUCCGGGUUUAAGGAAGAGUUAAGGAAGUUGAUGGGUACAAAGGGAGUAAAAGUGCCAAUCGUGUUUGUUAAAGGGAGGAUAAUCGGAGGCGCCGAAGAAGUUGUAAGGUUGGAUGAAGAAGGGAAACUAGAAGGGUUGUUAGAAGGGAUUGCAACAGCUUCAAUUGGGUGUCAAGGGUGUGGUGGAAUAAGGUUUGUAAUGUGUAUGGAUUGUAAUGGAAGUUGUAAGGUUUUGGAUGAGAAUAACAAAAAUAUGGUUAAGUGUGGAGAAUGCAAUGAAAAUGGACUAAUACAAUGUCCAAUUUGUUGCUAAAAUGUAACUAAGCUAACUCUUUAUUUGUUUGACUUGGGAGGAACAAAGAUUGGUUGAAGAUUUUAAGGUAGUUUUAGGGCUUUUGUUUUUUGCUCUCCCCAACCCCGGAAAUUAUUGUAUGAUCCUGAACCAUGUGUUCGUGGUUUGUUAAAGGUAGGAUUGAUCUUACUUCUUGCCUAAUUUGUUAUUCAUUUCGGUUUGUAUGUUGAUUGGAUUUAUUUAUUUUUCUUCCCAACUAUUAUUGAUUAAUUUGUGUGCAACUUUUUGUUGGGUGCGAAUUUGAUGUGUGGAUAUACUGAUAUGGGAUUUGUGUGAUCA